Molecule: messenger RNA, 1830 nt
Organism: Fusarium musae
Lineage: Eukaryota; Fungi; Ascomycota; Sordariomycetes; Hypocreales; Nectriaceae
Exons: 3
Coding region: 1-1830 (609 amino acids)
Biological process (GO): phenylalanyl-tRNA aminoacylation
Cellular component (GO): phenylalanine-tRNA ligase complex; cytoplasm
Molecular function (GO): phenylalanine-tRNA ligase activity; RNA binding; ATP binding
Source: RefSeq, a predicted model, not a curated record
AUGCCUACUAUUUCCGUCGACAAGUACAAGCUUUACGAAGCCCUCGGUCAAAAAUUCACGACCGAGGAGUUUGAGGACCUUUGCUUCGAGUUCGGUAUCGAGCUUGACGAGGAUACUGAGAAUGAUGAGCGUCCAAUUGUAAACGGCGAGCAGGAGCCUCCUCAGCUCAAGAUUGAGAUUCCCGCCAACCGAUAUGACAUGCUCUGUUUUGAGGGUAUUGUCACUAAUCUCAACAUCUUCCGCGGACGAAUUGAGCCUCCCAAGUACCGUUUAGUCGAGCCCGCAAGCGGCAAGCUUGAGUCAAUCACCGUCAAGCCCGAAGCCGAGCAGGUCCGGCCAUAUGUCUCUGGCGCUAUCCUCCGCAACAUCAAGUUCGACAAGAGCCGAUACGAGUCCUUCAUCUCUCUACAAGACAAGCUUCACCAGAAUCUUGCUCGAAACCGAACACUAGUCUCCAUUGGUACCCACGACUAUGAUACUAUCAAAGGUCCCUUCACCUAUGAGGCUCUCCCCCCCAAGGAUAUUAAGUUCAUCCCCCUGAACCAGACCAAGGAGAUGGACUCUGCUGAGUUGAUGAACUUCUAUGAGACUGAUAAGCACCUGGGCCGCUUCCUCCACAUCAUUCGCGACUCACCAGUCUACCCUGCGAUCUACGACUCCAACCGUGUUGUCUGUUCCCUUCCUCCAAUUAUCAACGGUGAUCACUCCAAGAUUACACUUGACACCACCAACGUUUUUAUUGAAAUCACCGCCACCGACCUCACCAAACUCGACAUCGUCACCGACAUCAUGGUCACCAUGUUCUCCAUGUACUGCUCUGAGCCUUUCACUGUCGAGCCCGUCCAGAUCAACUCCGACCAUAACAACCAAACCCGAGUCACUCCUAACCUGAAGCCCAGAGUUGCUGAGGUUGAAAUCGACUACCUCAACAGCUGCACCGGGCUCACCGAGUCUCCCGAGAGCCUGUGCAAGCUUCUCUCCAAGAUGUCCUACACCUCUACACCCUCAACAAAAGAUUCCAACAUCCUCGAGGUUGCUAUCCCCCCAACCCGAGCGGAUGUCCUUCAUCAAUGCGACGUGAUGGAAGAUCUUGCUGUGUGCUACGGAUACAACAACCUUCCUCGUACUGCUCCUUCACGAAGUGCUACCGUUGGUGCCCCCCUGCUGGUCAACAAGCUCAGUGAUAUUAUCCGAAUCGAGGCCGCCGUUGCUGGCUGGAGUGAGGUUAUGCCCCUGAUCUUGUGCAGUCAUGACGAGAACUUUGCUUGGCUAAACCGUAAGGAUGACGGAAACACCGUCGUACGUCUGGCCAACCCCAAGACCGCUGAGUAUCAGGUCGUGCGAUCAACUCUUCUACCUGGUCUUCUCAAGACUAUUCGUGAGAACAAGGGCCAUAGUGUGCCAAUGAAGAUCUUUGAGGUCUCUGACGUUGUCUUCAAGGAUGAGUCUCAAGAACGCAAGGCUCGCAACGAGCGACAUUUCGCCGCCGCCUGGUACGGUCGAACAAGUGGUUUCGAGGUCGUCCAUGGCCUGCUUGAUCGUGUUCUUCUCAUGCUUCGAACUGCAUUCCUCACCCACGAGGAGGGUCUUUCUGGCAAGAGUGUCGAUUAUGAGGUCAAGGAGAACCCCAGCAAGCCCGAUGGUUACUGGAUCGAGGAGCUUGAUGAUGCCACCUUCUUUGCUGGCCAUGCUGCUUCCGUAUAUCUCCGUCUUGGCGGAAAAGAGAGACGCAUCGGCGAGUUCGGCAUCUUGCAUCCUACCGUGUUGGAGAAGUUUGAUUUGAAAUACCCUGUCAGCACUCUCGAGAUCAAUCUCGAGGUUUUCCUGUAA